Molecule: messenger RNA, 4963 nt
Organism: Pelmatolapia mariae (spotted tilapia)
Lineage: Eukaryota; Metazoa; Chordata; Actinopteri; Cichliformes; Cichlidae
Gene: sugct
Product: succinyl-CoA:glutarate-CoA transferase
Exons: 14
Coding region: 57-1394 (445 amino acids)
Molecular function (GO): catalytic activity
Source: RefSeq, a predicted model, not a curated record
UUGAAAGGCUCAGGCCGGAAGCAUCGUUCUUGUAGCUUGACGCUAACAGGUAGAAGAUGUCGGCGUGUGUCGGGGUGCUGAGGCGCCGUCUCGGGGCUCGCUGCCCGGCUGGUAUCGCGUCGCCGCUGCAGCCGCUGAGAUGCCCGGGGGGCGGGCGGUGGGAGUCCAGCACGCGGACAGGUGAAACCCUUCGGCCACUAGAGGGCGUCAGAGUCCUGGACCUGACCAGAGUUCUGGCCGGGCCCUUCGCCUCCAUGAUCCUCGGAGACCUCGGAGCCCAGGUGAUCAAAGUGGAGAGACCAGGUGCAGGUGACGACACCAGAGCCUGGGGUCCUCCGUUUGUGGCGUCAGAGAGCGCCUACUUCCUCAGUGUCAACCGGAACAAGAAGAGCAUCGCCGUGGACCUGAAACAUCCCAGAGGAGCACAGAUCGUCCAGCAGCUCGCAGGAGUGUGUGACGUGCUGCUGGAAAACUACGUGCCGGGGAAACUCCGUCAGAUGGGUUUGGGGUACGAGCAGCUGAGCGGACUCAACCCUCGGCUCAUCUACUGCUCCAUAACAGGCUACGGACAGACCGGUCCUCACGCUCAGAGUCCGGGGUACGACUCCAUCGCCUCGGCAGUGUCAGGGAUGAUGCACAUCACCGGGCCCGAGGGCGGCGACCCGGUGCGUCCAGGAGUCGCCAUGACGGACUUGGCGACUGGGCUGUAUGCGCACGGAGCUGUCAUGGCCGCCCUGCUGCAACGGCAGAAGACGGGCAGAGGAGUUCACAUCGACUGCAACCUGCUGUCAUCACAGGUUUCCUGUCUCAGCCAUAUUGCUGCUAACUACCUGAAUGCGGGGAAGGAGGCGAGGCGCUGGGGGACGGCCCACGAGAGCAUCGUACCUUACCAGGGCUUCAAAACCAAAGACGGGCACAUCGUUGUGGCUGCAGGCAAUGAAAAGCAGUUUGUCCGAGUCUGCCAGGUCAUGGAGCUGAUGGAGCUAACGGAGGAGCCCAAGUACAAAACCAACAAGCUGAGAGUCGAGAACCGCAAACAGCUGCUGCACACACUGUCACAGAGGUUCCUGCAGGAGACCACGGCUGAUUGGCUGAAGAAGUUCAAGGGCUCAGGUGUUCCAAUUGGGCCAAUCAACAGCAUCCAGGAAGUGUUCUCCGAGCUGCAGGUGAAACACAAUCGCCUCAUACAGGAGAUGAACCAUCCAACAGCAGGACGCAUCGCUGUAGUCGGUCCGGCGGUUCGUUUCAGCAGCUUCUCUCCAAGCGGCCCGACACCCCCUCCUCUGAUUGGCCAGCACACCGUGGAGGUGCUGCGAGACGUCUUAUCGUACAGCGAUGGAGUCAUAGAAACCCUGCUGGAGUCAAAAGCAGUGGUUCAGAAUGAAGUCUCCUGAUUGGCCGAAAGAAAAAUAAUUAAGGAGAGAAAGGAAAAGACAAAAACUGAUAAUUUUUAACUGAUCACUAGUUUUCAUUUUAAAGGACAGAUGACUGAUCAUUAAACAUUUAGAUUUCAGCUGAAGAUAAGUUCAUAUUUCCAUUUUUAAAUCUAUUUUAAAAUUAUUUAUGAACUACUUCUGUAUACAGAGUGUUUUUACACAAAUAUGAAGCUGAUUUUUCUAACAUCUUUGUGUUUUAUGACACUAAAGUAGCAGAAGGACGACACUACAGUAACUCUACAGUAACACUACAGUAACACAACAGUAACUCUACAGAACUCUACAGUAACUCUACAGUAACACAACAGUAACACAACAGUAACUCUACAGAACUCUACAGUAACUCUACAGUAACACUACAGUAACACAACAGUAACUCUACAGAACUCUACAGUAACUCUACAGUAACACUACAGUAACACAACAGUAACUCUACAGAACUCUACAGUAACUCUACAGUAACACUACAGUAACACAACAGUAACUCUACAGUAACUCUACAGAACUCUACAGAACUCUACAGUAACUCUACAGAAAUCUACAGUAACACUACAGUAACACAACAGUAACUCUACAGAACUCUACAGUAAACUCUACAGUAACACUACAGUAACACAACAGUAACUCUACAGUAACUCUACAGAACUCUACAGAACUCUACAGUAACACAACAGUAACUCUACAGAAAUCUACAGUAACUCUACAGAACUCUACAGUAACACUACAGUAACACAACAGUAACUCUACAGAACUCUACAGUAACUCUACAGUAACACUACAGUAACACAACAGUAACUCUACAGUAACUCUACAGAACUCUACAGUAACACAACAGUAACUCUACAGAACUCUACAGUAACACUACAGUAACACAACAGUAACUCUACAGAACUCUACAGUAACUCUACAGUAACACUACAGUAACACAACAGUAACUCUACAGAACUCUACAGAACUCUACAGAAAUCUACAGUAACUCUACAGAACUCUACAGUAACACAACAGUAACUCUACAGAACUCUACAGUAACUCUACAGUAACACAACAGUAACUCUACAGUAACUCUACAGUAACACAACAGUAACUCUACAGAACUCUACAAUAACUCUACAGUAACACUACAGUAAUACAACAGUAACUCUACAGUAACACUACAGAACUCUACAGUAACUUUACAGAACUCUACAGUAACACUACAGUAACACAACAGUAACUCUACAGAACUCUACAGUAACACUACAGUAACACAACAGUAACUCUACAGAACUCUACAGUAUCACUACAGAACUCUACAGUAACACUACAGUAACACAACAGUAACUCUACAGAACUCUACAGUAACACUACAGUAACACAACAGUAACUCUACAGAACUCUACAGUAACUCUACAGUAACACAGCAGUAACUCUACAGAACUCUACAGUAACACUACAGUAACACAACAGUAACUUUACAGAACUCUACAGUAACACUACAGUAACACAACAGUAACUCUACAGAACUCUACAGUAACACUACAGUAACACAACAGUAACUCUACAGAACUCUACAGUAACACUACAGUAACACAACAGUAACUUUACAGAACUCUACAGUAACACUACAGUAACACAACAGUAACUCUACAGAACUCUACAGUAUCACUACAGAACUCUACAGUAACACUACAGUAACACAACAGUAACUCUACAGAACUCUACAGUAACACUACAGUAACACAACAGUAACUCUACAGUAACUCUACAGUAACACAACAGUAACUCUACAGAACUCUACAGUAACACUACAGUAACACAACAGUAACUCUACAGUAACACUACAGAACUCUACAGUAACUCUACAGUAACACUACAGUAACACAACAGUAACUCUACAGAACUCUACAGAACUCUACAGAAAUCUACAGUAACUCUACAGAACUCUACAGUAACACAACAGUAACUCUACAGAACUCUACAGUAACUCUACAGUAACUUUACAGAACUCUACAGUAACUCUACAGUAACACAACAGUAACUCUACAGAACUCUACAAUAACUCUACAGUAACACUACAGUAAUACAACAGUAACUCUACAGUAACACUACAGAACUCUACAGUAACUUUACAGAACUCUACAGUAACACUACAGUAACACAACAGUAACUCUACAGAACUCUACAGUAACACUACAGUAACACAACAGUAACUCUACAGAACUCUACAGUAUCACUACAGAACUCUACAGUAACACUACAGUAACACAACAGUAACUCUACAGAACUCUACAGUAACACUACAGUAACACAACAGUAACUCUACAGAACUCUACAGUAACUCUACAGUAACACAGCAGUAACUCUACAGAACUCUACAGUAACACUACAGUAACACAACAGUAACUUUACAGAACUCUACAGUAACACUACAGUAACACAACAGUAACUCUACAGAACUCUACAGUAACACUACAGUAACACAACAGUAACUCUACAGAACUCUACAGUAUCACUACAGAACUCUACAGUAACACUACAGUAACACAACAGUAACUCUACAGAACUCUACAGUAACACUACAGUAACACAACAGUAACUUUACAGAACUCUACAGUAACACUACAGUAACACAACAGUAACUUUACAGAACUCUACAGUAACACUACAGUAACACAACAGUAACUCUACAGAACUCUACAGUAUCACUACAGAACUCUACAGUAACACUACAGUAACACAACAGUAACUCUACAGAACUCUACAGUAACACUACAGUAACACAACAGUAACUCUACAGAACUCUACAGUAACUCUACAGUAACACAACAGUAACUCUACAGAACUCUACAGUAACACUACAGUAACACAACAGUAACUCUACAGUAACACUACAGAACUCUACAGUAACUCUACAGUAACACUACAGUAACACAACAGUAACUCUACAGAACUCUACAGUAACUCUACAGUAACACUACAGAACUCUACAGUAACUUUACAGAACUCUACAGUAACACUACAGAACUCUACAGUAACACUACAGUAACACAACAGUAACUCUACAGAACUCUACAGUAACACUACAGUAACACAACAGUAACUCUACAGAACUCUACAGUAACACUACAGUAACACAACAGUAACUCUACAGAACUCUACAGUAACACUACAGAACUCUACAGUAACACUACAGUAACACAACAGUAACUCUACAGAACUCUACAGAACUCUACAGUAACACUACAGUAACACAACAGUAACUCUACAGAACUCUACAGAACUCUACAGUAACACUACAGAACUCUACAGUAACACUACAGAAAUACAACAAUAACUCUACAGAACUCUACAGUAACACAACAGUAACUCUACAGAACUCUACAGUCAUACUGUUCUAACUCUACAGGACACUGAUGAUUUUUGUCAGAUGUUCAGGUCAGUGUUUGAAACAAUACGCUACAAAUACCAAAGAAAGAUCACACCAUCAUGACUUUAUAAAGUGUUUCUCAAAGCAAAAGAUGUUUAUUGGACCUUAGAGCUGUUUAUGA